Messenger RNA from Lactuca virosa, 684 nucleotides. Lineage: Eukaryota; Viridiplantae; Streptophyta; Magnoliopsida; Asterales; Asteraceae. The record is from the annotation of a GenBank genome assembly.
AUGGAAAAGAUUAGAUUUUCUCUAAAUUUGCUCUUUGGAGUGAAUACAUGGUUAAGCGUUUUGGGGGAAGAAGAUAGAGAUAUGUGGUCAUUGAGAUCAAGACUAACUUAUUGUCUAGCACUCUGUGCCACAAUGCUCCAUGGAUCUGCUCAAGUAGUUGUCGGAUCAUCCGAUGGAACAAUCCACAUGUUCUCAGUCGAUUACGUCUCCCGAGGACUCGGAACCGUUGUCGAGAAAUACUCCGGAAUCGCUGAUGUCAAGCGGAAUGGAAUCGGAGAAGUACUCACAACUGUGGAAUCCAUUUGUCGGAUACGCGACAAAAUUCAAACGCAUGGAAUACGAAAAGGGGUUUUGACUUUAUGGGAUUUGAGAUUUGGUAUACCUGUGAACUCGUGGCAGUAUUCUGUUCCAUGUCCUGUUGAAGACAUGUGUCUUUUUGUCCCUCCUCAGAGUACCACGUUGUCUACAACUGUUAGGCCACUUGUUUACGUUGCUGCAGGUUGUAAUGAAGUUUCUCUCUGGAAUGCAGAAAAUGGGAGUUGUCAUCAGGUGUUGAGGGUUGCGAAUAAUGAGAGCGAUGGUGAGAUUUCUGACAUGCCUUGGACAUUGGCUAGAGCAUCUACAUCUACAUCUAAUCACCUGAAAUCCGUUCAUUGCUUCCUUUACCUGGUGGGACCGACUUAA